Messenger RNA from Neohortaea acidophila, 590 nucleotides. RefSeq names its product ribosomal L28e protein family-domain-containing protein. The coding region runs from base 56 to 514 and encodes 152 amino acids. Gene Ontology annotation, molecular function: structural constituent of ribosome. Gene Ontology annotation, cellular component: cytosolic large ribosomal subunit; ribosome. The record is from RefSeq and is a predicted model, not a curated record. Gene Ontology annotation, biological process: translation. Lineage: Eukaryota; Fungi; Ascomycota; Dothideomycetes; Mycosphaerellales; Teratosphaeriaceae. The transcript is spliced from 3 exons.
GAACCACUCAUACUCCAACCACAUCACCCCAUCUCACCCCCAAAAUACCGCCAAAAUGCCUGCCCAAUACGAGAACAUCAGCCAGGAUCUGAUCUGGGAGGUCGUUCGCCACAGGAAUGCCUACCUCGUCAAGCGCAAGACGGGCGGCGGCGUCCAGUUCUCCCGCGACCCCAUGAACCUCACCAACAAGCACAGCCGCAAACACGCCGGUUUCGUCAACGAGAAGGCCAUCGGCGUGGCGCCCAACGACAACACCGUCCAAUUGACGACCAAGACCUCCAAACCCCACCAGCCCGCCAAAUCCACUCACCAGACUUCCUUCUCUGCCUCUGCGUCGAACAGGAAGGUGUACAAGAGCGUGGUCAACUCGACUGCGAAGAAGGGCUACCGGAGCGAUUUGCGCGCCGAGGCGGUUGCGCGUGCGAGUGCGAUCAAGCAGAGCCAGCGGGAAAAGAAGGAUGCGCCGGCGACGAAGCCGAGGGGUGCUAAGGCGCGGAAGGCGAGGGAAGAGUAGAUUCCUGGGCGAGAUGGUUAGAGCAGGCUGUGAGAAAGGAGAUUCUUCUCGACAAUGCGAAAGGUGUCUUUGAUGU